AUAAAGACGUAGACCGGAAGUUGGUGUCGGAGUCUGGGCUUGAGUUUCCACGAUGGCAGCGCUGCCUCUCGGCUUUCUGCUGGUUAUCCUGCAAGCCUUGCUGUGCUUUUCUGACGACGUUAAACUAAAACCCAAACCUGCGAGCAAGCCCGUUCGACUGUUUACCGAGGAGGAUUUAAAGAACUACAAUGGACACGAUGAGGGGAAACCUGUUUAUAUGGCUGUAAAAGGAGUGGUGUUUGAUGUAUCAAAGGGAAAAGAGUUUUAUGGGAAAGGUGCCCCAUAUAAUGCCUUGGCAGGAAAGGACUGCACCAGGGCUGUAGCAAAAAUGUCUCUGGACCCUGAGGACUUGACACAUGAUACUACAGGACUAACUGAAGAACAGCUGCAGUCUCUUGAGAGUGUGUUUAAAGACACGUACAAAGCCAAAUACCCUAUUGUGGGCUACACCGCCAGACGAAUCCUCAAUGAGGAUGGCAGCCCCAACAAAGACUUCAAGCCUGAAGAUCAGCCCAAUUUCAGCAUCAAAGAUGAGUUUUAAAAACCAGUCAGUGAUAUCAGAAUUUUAUUCUGCCUAUAGAUGUUUCAUAAUCCUUUUCCCAUUUGGUUCUAUGAUUUUUACAACACUGUUGAAUGUAACUGCACUCCAGAUUUUUUUUUUUUUUUUUUGAAUUCUGUGGUUUUAUUGAAAGCACAUCCUUGUAAAAGUGAUUGCUGAACUACUAAACAAAAGGUUCUUAUUUGUAAAAGUCCUGGUUUUGUUAGGAUUUGUAAUUUCUACACUGUUCUAUGUAAAAUAGCUGUUAAAUUAUUGAAAUAAUUGAUGUGUUCUCUUUACUGCUGUUUCUAAAUACACUACAAUAUAUUUCCACAAAA
This is a messenger RNA of Scleropages formosus (Asian bonytongue), 876 nucleotides long. It is a transcript of the gene nenf, whose product is annotated as neudesin neurotrophic factor. The transcript is spliced from 4 exons. Bases 53 to 541 code for a protein of 162 amino acids. Lineage: Eukaryota; Metazoa; Chordata; Actinopteri; Osteoglossiformes; Osteoglossidae. Gene Ontology annotation, cellular component: membrane; endomembrane system; endoplasmic reticulum. The record is from RefSeq and is a predicted model, not a curated record.